AUUGAUCUCAUACCCUGUAAGCCUAAAGAGAUGCAUAUUUGCUCGAUGGUAUUGUUUCAUAGCAGGACUCCAAGGAAAACAAUUACGAGAGACAACUUUUUAUAAUACAAUAAAGUUAUACGAAAAUGGCUGAAGAGAGCAAAAAAAUUUCUUUCGGUUUUGCAAAGUCUGUAAAAAAGCCAAUUUUAGACAAACAAAAGUUACAUCAAGACAAAAAAGUAGAUUAUAUCGAAUGUCUAGAUGAUAAAGCGAUUAAAGUGAUUGGGAAGGAAGAGAAAAAAGAAGAACCUCUUAUUAUUCCAUUAUUGGAAUCUAAUACCUGGCACGAUAGAAUCGUUAAUAAAAUAGAUGCUUUAAAGUCAAAAACAAGUAAUGACGAUAGGCAAAGAAAAGUUAAAAUCAAGGAAGAAUCAGACCAAGUAUCCAAUGGUGAUUUAACAUUGAUUAAUAGGAUUGUUUCUUCCUCUAAUGUGCAAAUAAAAACAGAUUUGCCUGUUGAAAGUAAAAUUCUUACUUUGGAUGAGCAAGCAGUUAAAGAAAUUAUAGAAGAUCUCAAUGUAACAGAAAAAAAUAAAGAUGAUUUGUAUGAUAUAACGUUAUCUUUAGUUAAAAGAGAGAAUUUAGAAGGUGCAGAAGAAAGUACAUUAGAAGAUUACGAGAAGGUUCCGCUAAAUAUUUUUGGUUCAGCUAUGUUACGAGGUAUGGGAUGGAAACCUGGUGAAGGAAUUGGUAAAAAUCCAAGGCUUGUAACACCUAUUGUACCUGAAUUAAGGCCCAUAGGAAUGGGACUUGGUGCAGACAAAGCAGCAUUGCAAAAACAGGAUGGGAAAACUCAAAAAGAGGGAAAAGAGUUACAGAAAGGAAUACAAAAAGGAAGUUUUAUAAAAAUUAUUGCUGCCAAGCGGUCCAAUGCAUAUGGCCAAAUAGAAGGUUUUGAUAAUGCAGGAAGAUUAAUCGUUAAAAUGGCACUAAACGGACAUACCAUCUCUGUGAACGAAUGCAUAGUUCAAGUAGUAACAAAGGCGGAAUACUCACAAAAUUCUAAAGUUCUCACUUUACGUCUGGCGUUGGUGCAGCUAUCCGUUGGUGAUGAUAAAGCAACGAACGUCUCGCGAGCCGUUUCUUUUAUCGAGCGCGCAAAACAGGAGCGAGCCGACAUCGUGACACUACCUGAAUGUUUCAAUUCGCCAUAUGGAACUUCUCACUUUGCUCGAUAUGCUGAGAGUAUUCCGGACGGCGAGACGAGCGUGGCGUUAUCCGAGGCGGCAAGAAAGAACAAUGUUUACGUGAUCGGUGGUACAAUACCAGAGAGAAACAACGACAAAUUAUACAAUACUUGUACGGUAUGGGGACCAGAUGGGAAACUCGUAGCUAUGCACAGGAAGAUGCAUUUAUUCGACAUCGAUAUUAAAGGGAAAAUUACUUUUCGCGAAAGUGACUCCCUAUCCGCCGGCAAUUUUCUUACCAUCUUUGAAGCAAAAGGUUGUAAAAUUGGUAUUGGCAUUUGUUAUGAUAUCAGAUUCGAAGAAAUGGCGCGAUUAUACAGAAACAAAGGUUGUCAGAUGCUGGUAUAUCCAGCGGCAUUCAACAUGACCACUGGCCCGCUGCAUUGGUCACUGCUACAGCGUUCCAGAGCAAACGACAAUCAAUUAUAUGUAGCCUGUGUAUCGCCGGCACGUACCUCGCCGCCUGGAUAUAUUGCUUGGGGGCAUACUCAGUUAACUAAUCCUUGGGGAGAAAUACUCGACGAGCUGGAUGCCGUCGAGGAUAUGAUAGUCUCUGAUAUAGAUUUGAAAAUUGUGGAUGAAGUCAGAGAGCAAAUUCCAAUCUUUAAUCAGCGUCGUACAGACUUAUAUGACACUGUUUUGAAAAAGAAAAAUUAGGAAGACAUAACGAUGAUGAUAAUAAUGCAUAUGUAUGUCAUUAAGCAAUUUCGUAUCAUUAUAGAUUAUCCUAAUAACAAUAU
This is a messenger RNA of Cyphomyrmex costatus, 1966 nucleotides long. Its product is annotated as omega-amidase NIT2. The coding region runs from base 126 to 1883 and encodes 585 amino acids. Gene Ontology annotation, cellular component: mitochondrion. NCBI's taxonomy places the organism in Eukaryota, Metazoa, Arthropoda, Insecta, Hymenoptera, Formicidae. Gene Ontology annotation, molecular function: omega-amidase activity; nucleic acid binding. The transcript is spliced from 10 exons. The record is from RefSeq and is a predicted model, not a curated record. Gene Ontology annotation, biological process: L-glutamine metabolic process; oxaloacetate metabolic process.